AUGAAAUCAUAUGCCUCUUACCCGAGUUUAUUCGAUUCCAGUCGAUUCUUCCUCUCUGCUCCUUCAACUUCAACUUCAAAACUUCACUACAACCAACCGCUUCAAUCGCAGACAGGGUAUCGCUCGAGAUCGAACAUAUCCGCAAUGCUGUCGACAAGAGUUCUCUCGCGGAGCCUGCUCAGGUCUGCCCGACCAAAGAGCACCACGUUCUUCACUCCUCGACGAAUGUUAACUACUGAAUCCAUUCCUGCUUCAUCCGCCGAUUCAAUCCUUGCCGCUCAGAGACUUGUCCGACCAGUUUCCCCCCACUUGACAAUCUAUCAACCUCAGCUGACAUGGUACUUAUCCAUGACAACUCGUAUUACUGGUGUCGCCCUUUCCGGUGUCUUUUACCUAUAUGCGAUUGGAUACGUCCUUGUUUCGCCAUUCGGAGUUGACAUGUCGGUUGCAAAUGCAUCAAAGAAGUGGGGUGAAUUCAACGGCGCUGUUAAAGCAGCUGUCAAGGCACCAUUAGCAGCUUGCUUUAGCUUCCAUUUCUGGAACGGAAUUAGACAUUUGGUCUGGGAUACCGGUCGGGAGUUGACAGUUAGGGGUGUUUAUAGGACGGGAUAUGGCGUUCUAGGAUUGACGGCUUUGAGCACCUUGGGUCUGUUGGUUGUUUAA
Messenger RNA from Orbilia oligospora ATCC 24927, 663 nucleotides. RefSeq lists its product as uncharacterized. Gene Ontology annotation, cellular component: membrane. Lineage: Eukaryota; Fungi; Ascomycota; Orbiliomycetes; Orbiliales; Orbiliaceae. Gene Ontology annotation, biological process: tricarboxylic acid cycle; mitochondrial electron transport, succinate to ubiquinone. The transcript is spliced from 3 exons. The coding region runs from base 1 to 663 and encodes 220 amino acids. The record is from RefSeq and is a predicted model, not a curated record. Gene Ontology annotation, molecular function: electron transfer activity; succinate dehydrogenase activity.